GCGAUUUGCCAAAAUCCGAAAUCCUCAAAUUGCUCGAUUUCGUUCUUCUCUGAUAUUUUGGAAACUUUGAAGAGUUUCGGAUCUAGUUUCGUCGCCAUGGAUGAGUAUCAAGAGAUGGAGAGAUUUAGUAUGGAUAAUGACUACGAAGGAGGUCGAUGGGAAGGUGACGAGUUCGUAUACGAAAAGAGGAAGGAGAAGCGGAAGCAAACCAAAAACGACGCUACUUACGGAAUCUUCGCUGAGAGCGAUUCGGAUUCGGAUGAUUCUGGCGGCGGCGGCAGUCGUAGGAAGAGGCGUAAGGAUCGUGAUUCGGGAAGGAAUGCCGACUUAACCAAGCCUGUCAAUUUUGUAUCUACAGGUACUGUUAUGCCUAAUCAAGAGAUUGAUAAGGAUUCUAGAGAACAUAAUGAUGAGAAAGAUAGGGAUAGAAUCGAAGAUAGUGAUAUGAUUGAUGAGGAUGUUGAAGUUAGAGGUGGAUUGGGUAUGGGAAGCUCAGGUUUAGGGUUAGGGUUUAAUGCGAAUGGUUUUGAUGAUGAGGACAAUCUCUUACCGGGUGCAUUGGGGAAGAAGAUAGCGGAUGGGGCAAAGAUGAGAGGGAAGGCAAAGAUGGAGAAGAGAGGUCAAGAGGGUGGUGGUGCAAAGGGAGGAAAGAAGAAUACCUUAGGAAGUGAUAUAGGUAAGUUUGAGAAAUCUACUAAAGGUAUAGGUAUGAAGCUGCUUGAAAAGAUGGGGUAUAAGGGAGGUGGGCUUGGGAAAAAUCAGCAAGGUAUUGUAGCUCCUAUUGAAGCGCAGUUGAGGCCGAAGAAUAUGGGUAUGGGGUAUAAUGAUUUCAAGGAGGCAAAGUUGCCUGAUUUAAAGAAGGUUGAGGAGAAGAAGAUUGUUGGGGUCAGUGUCAUUGAGAAUGAACAGAGUCAUGGUGAUAGAGGAGGGAAAAAUCUUUGGAAGAAGAAGAAGGUGAGGAAGGCAGUUUAUGUUACUGCAGAGGAGUUGUUGGAGAAGAAGCAGGAACAGGGCUUUGGUGGUGGUCAGACCAUUAUUGAUAUGCGAGGACCACAAGUUCGGGUUGUGACAAAUUUGGAAAACUUAGAUGCAGAGGAGAAAGCAAAAGAAGCAGAUGUUCCAAUGCCGGAGUUACAACACAACUUACGCUUGAUUGUUGAUCUAGUUGAGCAUGAAAUUCAGAAGAUUGAUAGAGACUUGAGGAAUGAAAGAGAAUCAGCCUUGAGCUUACAGCAGGAGAAGGAGAUGCUUAGAAAUGAGGAAGAGAAACAAAAAAGACACUUAGACAACAUGGAAUAUAUCGCAGAUGAAAUUAGUCGAAUUGAGCUGGAAAAUACGGCUGGGAAUUUGACACUGGACUCACUUGCGAAUCGUUUUGAGGACCUUCAAACAUGCUAUCCUGAUGAUUAUAAGCUUUGUAACUUGUCCACCAUUGCUUGCUCACUGGCCUUGCCUCUCUUUAUUAGGAUGUUUCAGGGUUGGGACCCUCUUAGGGAUCCAGUGCAUGGUCUCAAGGCUAUAUCUUCUUGGAGAAAGCUUUUGGAACUCGAGGAAGAUCAAAAUAUCUGGGUAGUUUCAACGCCUUAUAGCCAACUAGUCUCAGAGGUAGUGUUACCUGCUGUUCGAAUAGCAGGCAUUAAUACCUGGGAACCUAGAGACCCUGAGCCGAUGCUUAGAUUUUUAGAGACAUGGGAAAAUUUGCUGCCUUCAUCUGUCUUGCAUACGAUUUUGGAUACAGUAGUUCUGCCAAAAUUGUCAACUGCUGUUGAAUAUUGGGAUCCACGAAGGGAACUUGUUGCCAUCCAUGUUUGGGUGCAUCCUUGGUUGCCAAUACUUGGUGAGAAGUUGGAGUUUCUUUAUCAGAUCAUUCAGAUGAAAUUGAGUAAUGUUCUUGAUGCUUGGCAUCCCAGUGAUUCAUCUGCGUACACUAUUCUUUCCCCAUGGAAGACUGUUUUUGAUACUUCAAGCUGGGAACAGCUUAUGCGCCGUUACAUAGUUCCCAAACUUCAGCUGGCUUUGCAAGAGUUUCAGAUAAACCCGGCAAACCAGAACUUAGAACGGUUCCAUUGGGUUAUGAAGUGGGCAUCUGCAGUACCCAUACAUAUAAUGGCUGAUUUGAUGGGGAGGUUCUUCUUCCCCAAAUGGCUGGAUGUGUUGUACCUUUGGUUGCGUUCUAAUCCGGGGUUCGAAGAGAUCCACGGAUGGUAUUUAGGUUGGAAAGAGUUAUUCCCGCAAGAGCUUUCAGCAAAUGAGAGGAUCCGAAUUCAGUUAAAGCGUGGUUUAGAUAUGUUGAUGGAAGCUGUUGAAGGAGUUGAAGUGUCUCAGCCACGGGCAAGGUCAAAUGAGCAUACACAGUAUGAGCCGGCUCAGGCUCAAGCUCAGGCCAAGGCUCAGAUGGAUAGCACUGAGGUGCUGAGUUUGAAAGAAGUGUUGGAAGUAUUUGCGCAAGAGAAGGAGUUGCUGUUCAAACCUAAACCGAAUAGAAUGCACAAUGGUCUUCAGAUAUAUGGGUUUGGGAAUGUGAGUGUUAUUAUAGACUCAGUGAACCAGAAGUUGUUGGCUCAGAAAGAUGGAGAUUGGUAUCUUGUAACUCCUGAUGACUUAUUAAGGAUGCACAACAAUACAACUGUUUCUGGAAAAAGAUAGAUUUCGUUUCAUUUUGUAUGUUUUCUGAUGUAUAAACCAUCUUCAGUCUU
This is a messenger RNA of Arabidopsis arenosa, 2696 nucleotides long. Lineage: Eukaryota; Viridiplantae; Streptophyta; Magnoliopsida; Brassicales; Brassicaceae. The record is from the annotation of a GenBank genome assembly.